AUGUGUGGAGUCAUUCAUGAGGAUACUAUGCACUCAUUGGUUUGGUGUGAUUUUUCACAUUCCAUAUGGGCUCAAUCUAACCUUCCACUCCCCAAUAUUACAACAAAUAUUUUCCAUGACUGGUUUAGUGCAAUCUUGAAUGUUCUAGACACUAAUAGAAUUAUGCACGCAGUUGCUAUUCUAUAUCAUAUCUGGAGGGCGCGAAACGGAGCGGUUUGGGAUGCGUGCCUACCAUUGCCCAGGAAAAUACUUGUCAUGGCAACUGCCACCUUGCACGCAUGGAGGAAAGUUCACGAUGUAAUGCCCAAUGCGCCGCUAGCCACUGCCUCCUCGGGCGAAGGACCGCCGUCUGCCUCCACGGCCGGACUGCCGCCUAUCGCCGCCUCGAAUAACGCAGCCGCGAUGCAACAUCAGAAAUGCUAUGUCAACGCCGGCUACCGCCAUGCCACAAACUCGGCCACGGUUGGAGUAAUAUUGCUCGAUGUGAAUGGUGGAUAUAUCUCGGCAUACAGCGCCCCACUUCCAAACUGUUUCUCACCACUUAUGGCCGAAGCAUUUGUGGCAAAGGAGGCACUGUCUUGGCUACAUGCUCGUGGAGAACACUCUGUUCGUUUAUACACAGAUUGUCAUGCACUGCAGUGCUAUCUAUCUUCGUCAGAUGACCCGCCCCGAUUUAUACUGGUUAUGCUAUUGAUAGUUGCAAAGCUUAUAUCUCGACAUUUCAUGCCUGCUCAGUUCUUUUUAUUCCUAGAUCGCAGAAUUAUUUAG
Messenger RNA from Ipomoea nil (Japanese morning glory), 768 nucleotides. RefSeq lists its product as uncharacterized. The transcript has a single exon. Gene Ontology annotation, molecular function: RNA-DNA hybrid ribonuclease activity; nucleic acid binding. The record is from RefSeq and is a predicted model, not a curated record. Lineage: Eukaryota; Viridiplantae; Streptophyta; Magnoliopsida; Solanales; Convolvulaceae. Bases 1 to 768 code for a protein of 255 amino acids.